Messenger RNA from Lotus japonicus, 846 nucleotides. Its product is annotated as transcription factor MYB52-like. The transcript has 2 exons. Bases 1 to 846 code for a protein of 281 amino acids. The record is from RefSeq and is a predicted model, not a curated record. Gene Ontology annotation, biological process: regulation of DNA-templated transcription. Gene Ontology annotation, molecular function: DNA-binding transcription factor activity, RNA polymerase II-specific; RNA polymerase II cis-regulatory region sequence-specific DNA binding. Gene Ontology annotation, cellular component: nucleus. Lineage: Eukaryota; Viridiplantae; Streptophyta; Magnoliopsida; Fabales; Fabaceae.
AUGGUAAGGUCCAGAAGCAGCAGCAGUAACAAUGAGAGGAAACAAAGUUGCUACAGAGAUCACUGGAGACCCCUUGAAGAUGAGAAACUAAGGCAACUUGUGAAUCAACAUGGGAAAAGCUGCAGAUUGAGGUGGUACAAUCAACUAAACCCAAACAUAAUUAAAUUGCCCUUCACUGAUGAGGAGGAAGAAAAGCUGCUAUCACUUCACAAGGUUAAGGGAAACCAAUGGGCUUCCAUAGCCAGAUACUUCCCUGGAAGAACUGACAAUGCACUCAAGAAUUACUUCCAUGUGUUAAUGGCCAGAAGAAGGAAGAGAGAGAGAAGGACACUGUUUGGUGACAAAUUUGGCCACAGUUCAAGGAUCAAUUCCAACUCACAGAACUUCAGAAACACUGAAAUUUUUGGUGUGUCUUAUUACUCACAGACACCAACAACUCCUUGGACUCUAACUAUAGGUUCUACAACCAUCACAUCAAGCAAGGCUGACAAAGACUCAAGUGUUUCUUCAUGUGUUGGAGAGAAAGUGAAACCAUUUGAUUUGGAAAAAAUUUCAAAUGCUAGUCCUGCAUUUGUAGGUUCUUGGAUUCUUGGCACAUACAAAAGCUUCACUGCACCAAGCCUUCCUAGUAUUGGCAAGGUUGAUCCUCUUCCAAAAUUCUCAUACACUAAUUAUGGCAACAGAACUGAGGACUCCAUCACAUGCUGCAACUCUGGUAAGCAUCAUGAGCAAGAACAAACUGAACCUCUUAAUCUUAAUCUCAAGCAAAAGGGUGUUGUUUCCUUCAUAGACUUUCUUGGAGUGGGAAGCUCUUCAUCCCAUGAUGACAGCAUUAGGGGACCAUGA